Messenger RNA from Hyposmocoma kahamanoa, 996 nucleotides. RefSeq names its product HMG1/2-like protein. The record is from RefSeq and is a predicted model, not a curated record. The transcript is spliced from 4 exons. Bases 1 to 654 code for a protein of 217 amino acids. Lineage: Eukaryota; Metazoa; Arthropoda; Insecta; Lepidoptera; Cosmopterigidae. Gene Ontology annotation, molecular function: transcription cis-regulatory region binding.
AUGACAGUCCAGCAGAAUAACCCGAAUAUUUCUGACGACUCCGAUGAUAUGGUGAGCUUACCACCGGAGGAGGAAGUUUAUAGGCGCAAAUAUCAAUUGCUACUAGAACGAUGCGAGGUGCUACAGCAGGAUAACGAGCGAAUACUGAAUAGAAUACACGAAGUGAAGAAAAUAUCAAGGCGGUAUCGUAAGGAUAUUAUGCUGUUAGUGGAAACGUUGGAUAGUCACGGAGAUCCAUUCAGAACAGCGACAAUAGAAAUCGAUACGAAGCCUGAGGUGGUGCCCCGAGCAGGUCGCGUUGGUGGGAAGGCACCCACUGGUGGCAAACAAGUGGACAGACCUGCAACUGGAGGACCUAAAAAACCUGGGCCUAAGAGAAAAAGCAAAGCUGACAAGCCUGAAAGAGAUCCAAAUGCACCAAAAAAGCCGUGCAAUGCUUUCUUCCAAUUCUGCCAAGAGCAACGACCUGUUGUGGUAGCAGAGGCUAACUCUGAGAUUGGAACUGAGCCCACCAAGCAAGAAGUAACUAGGCAGUUGGCUUCCCGUUGGAGAGCACUCUCUAAUGAUGAGAAACGGGUCUAUGUGGCUAUGUUUGAAAGGUCGAAAGAAAAAUAUGCAGAAGAGAUGUCCGCAUACAUAAAGAAAGAACAAUGACAGUUAGAGAAUAUCGCCUCUUGUGAUAGUCAGCUUUAAGUUAGGAUAAUUUAUUUUGAAGUAAAUAGUCGUAAAUUAAAUUAAUAACUUUUGUAAAUACUGUUUUGGUUUCAUGUAAUUCCAACCAACUUGGCUUGUACUUUACUAGUAUGAGCUAUGUACGGAUAACGGCACAUCAGACUACACAUUUUUGUUCGAAAAUCACCUCCAUUGCAAUGGAACAAGAUAUGUCAAUGUGUAGCUUAAUGUGCUAGCGUGUGUACUUCAACCAACCGAAUUUAAUUAUAUCUUUUAUAGUUCAAUGGACCCAGGUAUCAAGAUCCAGUUCAAUGUGGACCCAAC